Molecule: messenger RNA, 4843 nt
Organism: Molossus molossus (Pallas's mastiff bat)
Lineage: Eukaryota; Metazoa; Chordata; Mammalia; Chiroptera; Molossidae
Gene: SMPD3
Product: sphingomyelin phosphodiesterase 3
Exons: 7
Coding region: 1-1944 (647 amino acids)
Biological process (GO): sphingomyelin metabolic process
Cellular component (GO): extracellular region; cytoplasm
Molecular function (GO): sphingomyelin phosphodiesterase activity
Source: RefSeq, a predicted model, not a curated record
AUGGUUUUGUACACGACCCCCUUUCCCAAUAGCUGUCUGUCUGCCCUGCACACUGUGUCCUGGGCCCUCAUCUUCCCAUGCUACUGGCUGCUGGACCGGCUCCUGGCCUUGUUCAUACCUGUCCCCUGUCAGAAGAACCAGCUACUCUGCAUCGUGCUCUUCAUGCCCAUCUACCUGGGCCUCCUGGUCACCUCUCUGCCCUUUGCGUUCCUUGGGUUCCUCUUCUGGUCCCCCCUGCAGUGUGCCCGCAGGCCCUACAUCUACUCUUGGCUGGAAGACAAGGGCCCAGCUGGUGGGGCAGCCCUGCUCAGGGAAUGGAAGGGUACAGGCCCUGGCAAAAGCUUCUGCUUCGCCACUGCCAACGUCUGCCUCCUCCCUGACUCAUUGGCCAGGCACAACAACGUUUUUAACACCCAAGCACGGGCCAAAGAGAUCGGGCACAGAAUCCGCAAUGGGGCCAGCCGGCCCCAGAUCAAAAUCUACAUCGAUUCGCCCACCAACACCUCCAUCAGUGCGGCCAGCUUCAGCAGCCUGGUGUCACCGCAGGGUGAUGGCAUAGCUCGGGCUGUCCCUGGAAGCAUUAAGAGGACCGCCUCUGUGGACUACAAGGGCAACAGUGGGCAUCACCCUAGUGACGAGGCUGCCAACGGCCUGGCUUCUGGGGAUGCAGUCGACUGCAGUAACCUUGAGAACGCCUGCAUUGUGCGCAUUGGUGGUGAUGAGGGGGGCCAGCAUCCUGAAGUUGAUGACCCUGCCACUGGGGGCCAGACCAGGAAUGGGGCUGGUGGGGGCCCUCGGGUCCAGACACCCAACCACAGUCAGCGGGAUGGGGACUCAGGGAGCCUGGGCAGCCCCUCUGCUUCCAGGGAGUCCCUGGUGAAGGCACGAGCUGGAUUGGACAGUGGCAGUGGGGAGCCAGGUGCCACCUACAGCAAGGCCCCGCUCAAGGCCUCGGCGGUGAAGAAGGCAGCCUCACGCAGGAAGCGGCAUCCGGAUGAGGUCUUUGACCACGAGAUCUCAGCCUUCUUCCCCGCCAACCUGGACUUCCUGUGUCUGCAAGAGGUGUUUGACAAGCGUGCGGCCAGCACAUUGAAAAGCCAGCUGCAUGGCUAUUUUGAGUACAUCCUGUAUGAUGUUGGAGUCUAUGGCUGCCAAGGCCACUGCUGCUACAAGUGUUUGAACAGCGGCCUCUUCUUUGCCAGCCGCUACCCCAUCAUGGAUGUGGCCUAUCACUGUUAUUCCAACGGGAAGGGCUUCGACAGCCUGGCCUCAAAGGGAGCGCUGUUUCUCAAGGUGAUGGUGGGAAGCACACCUCAGGACCAAAGAAUUGUUGGGUACAUCACCUGCACACACCUGCACGCCCCAGAAGAUGACAGUGCUAUCCGGUGUGAGCAGCUGGACAUGCUUCUGGAGUGGCUGGCUGAUUUCCGAAAAUCUACCUCCUCGUCCAGCACAGCCAACCCCGAGGAGCUGGUGGCAUUUGACAUCAUCUGUGGAGAUUUGAACUUUGACAACUGCUCCUCCGAUGACAAACUGGAGCAGCAGCACUCCCUGUUUACACGCUAUAAGGACCCCUGCCGCCUGGGGCCUGGGGAGGAGAAGCCAUGGGCAAUUGGUACCAUGCUGGACAAGGAUGGCCUCAAUGAUGAGGAUGUAAGCACCCCUGACAACCUACAAAAGGUCUUGGAGAGUGAAGAGGGGCGCCGGGAGUAUCUCGCCUUCCCCACCAGCAAGAGCCCAGGGGCCUGCCAGAAGGGACGCAAGGAUGUGCUGAAGGGCAACGGCAGGCGCAUCGACUACAUGCUGUAUGCAGAGGAGGGGCUGUGCCCCGACUGGAAGGCCGAGGUGGAAGAAUUCAGUUUUAUCACCCAGCUAUCCAGCCUGACUGACCAUCUCCCGGUGGCCAUGCGGUUGAUGGUGUCUACAGGGGAGGAAGAGGCAUAGACCACCCAAGUCGUCACAGCAGCCUGGCCUCUGCUAGCCCUUUGAGCCAAAGCCCCUCUCUGGCCAUGUCCCCUCCAGCAGCAGUGCCUGAGAGAGGGCAGGGGCCUGGGGGAGCCGAGGUCAUCCUUGGGUGAGCUGGAACCAGUGCUGCCCUGCACCUCUGGGCACUCACUGUGGACAGAGGAGUCAGGACAGCCCAAGGAACCCCAGCUGCCCAACCAGUGCCAUUCUUUCAAAAUGAGAUUUUCUACAAAUCUACAGCACAACCUAGUUUAUAACCCAUGGGUUAGUAUGAGAACCGGGUUUCUGUACUCUUUGUCCAGGGUUCAUUUUUUCUGUCUGCUGCCAUGUUGUCUCGCAUGCCUGUACCCUCACAUGCACGCUGCCCGCAUGCCACGUCCACAUCAUAGCCACACAGACCCCUUGCUCAGGCCUCACCCAAGGCCAAACUGCAAACACAAUUAGAACCAGCCAAAGAAGCAUUCCUGGGCACAGGGCCGCCAGCUCGCUGCCUCCAGUUGGGUCAGCUAAUGAGCAGGAACCAUGAGGGCUGUAUCCAGUCACCACGAGCCAGGGCUCUUCCCAGGGUCUUGCAUUCAAGGGCGAUUACAUUUUCAAAAGAAAAACAGGAAAAGUUAAGAACAGAAACAACCCUUCACUUUAGAGGGCCUGCAAACCUUGAGGGAGAUUGCUGCUCUUCCUGAGACAGGCUCCCUUGUCGGGGUACCAAGGCCCCAGAGACUCCUAAGUGAGCCACAGACAGGAAGCAGAGGAGAGAGCACCACUUUUUACAGAAGAAAACUCACGGAUAAAAGAGAAAGGGGGCUGCUGGUUUUGAAAAUGAUAGAUUUGUAGCUUCUGUUCUGCCAAAACCAACACCUCUUUCUGCUUGAUCCCAUCUCCCCUCCAGACACCUUUCUGGUUUGGGACCAAUCCUUCCCUGGGGACUGUCCCCAUCCACGUGCUGGUUGAGCUCAGGAACUGUCUGCCUGCCUCUUGGUCAAGCUGCAGCUCUAUCCUCCAGACCCACUCUCAAAAGCAACCCCAGGGCCCUGAAAGGGGCCCUAGAUGAAGGGGUGGGAAGCCAAAGUGCAGAGAGUGGCCUGUCUCCCCACCCUCCCAAGUGUGCAGGCUGGGGGUGGCAAGGUCAGGGGCCACUGCUUGCACAUGGCAGGGAGUGGUACUGGUUGGCAUCCAGACAUCCAGGCAUGGCAUGGCUGAGUCUAUAGGUGAGGCCUGCAGCUCACCACCCCAUGGCAGCACUGCCUCUGCCCACCUGCCUUUUUAAACACAUCUGGGGAUGCUUCCUACAGUCAUGCAUGGAAGGUUGUGUCUAAUUCCAGGUGCAAGGCUUCCCUAAUUCAGGAGGCUGUCCUUGACAACCCCCACUGGGCCCUCCUGGCUUGAAGCCAGCUUUGCCCAGCAAGGCUGGGGAGCAUACUAGGACCCUUCUGGUGUCAGUGUGCUGACGCUGUGCCUUGUCACCCACUGAGCUGCAAGAGGGACCAAGAGGGGUUCAAGCAGCCAGCCAGAAGUCAGGUCCUGUGCUGGGAGGUGACACUCCUGAGAGCCAUACCCACAGUGGCACUGGUCUAUCUGAACCCACCUGGCUGGGGCAGCAGCAGAGCUGAGGGCUUGAACACUUCCCCAGCCCUGCCCCUGGGGGUCCAGAGCCAGAAUAGGCUAUUCACCACUGAGGGCAGUCCCACCUGGGCUCUCUGUUAUGACCCUCUUCCAAGGGCCUGGCAUUCAGGGUCUUAGCCAGGCUUCAUGGGGUCGGAGAGCUCCCCACUCCCAGAACAGCCAGGAAACUGCUCACACAGGCAGGGCCUUACUGGCAGGCACGAUGCCUAGAUGGCAGGACCUGAGCCUAGGACCCCAGGCUGCAGGUCAGCUGUGUGCCCAGGAGAGCAGUGGAGACAGGCCAGGGCUUCUGAAACAGAGAAACUCCACACAGCUUCCAGCCCUCCGAAGAGCUGCUUCCCUCCCAGGGUAGCCGGGUGGAAGCCAAGGCACAAGGACAUGUGCUUCUCUCCCUUCUCAAAGGGUGGCCUUAGGCAAGUCAUACCUCCCUGUGCCUCCGUCACAUCCUGUCCCAACAAGGUUGACUGUGCCCUGGUGUAUGGCCUACCAGCUCCCUAGCAUCUCCCUCUGACUCAGCCUCAGUACCGAAGGCCGCCACUGCCCGACCACAUGUUUCACGAAGCCUGUGAACUCCCGGGGCAGUGCACAAACCAGGCUUUUCCAUUUUAAUUUUUAAAAAGGAAAGAAAAGAAACAUUGCCAGGAUCUCAAACUCUAUGGUGUUUGGCCUGGGAGGGACAGACACAGGGGUAACCCAAAUCCCCAACCAAGGUCCCACACCAACCCUGGGCCCAACCUCCUUCAGAGAAGCCAGGAGGCAGGGGCAGCUUAGAAAGGAAAUGGUCAUUUUCAUUAGUCCAAAUCACCUUAAGUUUUAAGUAUGAAUAUUAAUCUUGAUGCUUUUUAACUAUUGUAUUAACUUGCUGAGAUUUAGAAAUACUGUUUAAAAAAAGAAAAAAAAACUUUUUUAAUUUCUGUAUUUUUUUCUGUAUUGUAUCUUCAUGGGACAUUAGGGGUUUUAUAUGGUAAGCACACCUAAAGUUUUGGUAAAAACAUUAUCAAUAUAUAUCUAGACGAUUCUUCCCUAGAAGAAAAACAAUCUUUCACCUGAUAAAAUAUUUUGAAAAGAGAGGUGUUUUUCUCCUUUACUGGUGCUGAAAGGAAGGAUGGAUCACGAGGAGAAAAUAAAACUGUGAGGCUCAAGGCUGGUGUUUUCCACUUAUUUGAGUGACAAGCUGGGGGCAGGCCCUGCUCUGAUUCCAAGCUGGGCAGCCAGGCAGAGCAGUAGGGGAACUACUGGAAGAGGGGCCUGCCUU